Molecule: messenger RNA, 549 nt
Organism: Acanthoscelides obtectus
Lineage: Eukaryota; Metazoa; Arthropoda; Insecta; Coleoptera; Chrysomelidae
Source: the annotation of a GenBank genome assembly
AUGAAAACUGUUGUAAUCGAUUUCGUAGAUAAAUGUUGGCACUUCUCGUUCACAAAAAAAAGUGAAAACAUUAUAUUCCCUCGAAAUAAACAUUUUGGAAAUACCCCAUUACGUUUACACACGCAAUUGCACGCGAUACCGAGUUUUAUGCUAUCGGAGUCCUGCAUAAACAACGUGAAACUCACCUUGAACUGUACCAAAGACUACGAGAAGAGCCCGCACAGGAACCACAAGCACCAUAGAGUAGACAGCUCAAUAUACACCAAACAAACCAAGGACAAACGCAAAUCUAACGAGAAGUACUACCGAGCCAGCUUAGAGAACGUGUCUACAGACGUUUGGAAAGACGGAUUUGACGAACAAUCUAGUCUAAGACGAACGCGCAGCUUGGCCAUAUCCAGGGAAAACUUAUUCUACAGCUUGGACUACGUUUCCACUGAAGUUCAAGGUCAAGGUAGAAGAAGGAGAAGGUCUCAACUGAUACCUAGAGCACGGCUUAUCGACAAAAACAAAGAUUACAGAGAACCUCUAUUCCCCACCAAGACGUAG